AUGCAGGGCGGCAUCCUCCUCGGCCCGUCGACACUUGGCCGAAACAAGGCCUUCCUCAACCACCUCUUCCUGAUGGAGAGCCUCACCAUGCUCGACACGCUGGCCAAGAUCGGCAUGCUCCUAUUCCUCUUCCUCGUUGGCCUAGAGCUGGACCUGGCCUCGCUUCGCCGCACGGGCAGUCGCACGCUCGCCAUUGCCGUUGCCGGCAUCUCCCUCCCCGUCAUGCUCGGACCUGGCUCCUUGCUGGCGCUAUGCGCCGCCAUUGCACGCAACGCGCCGUGUGGCCCAUUCAUCGUCUUCAUGGGUGUCGCGCUCUCCAUCACCGCGUUUCCGAUGCUUGCGCGCAUCCUCGCCGAACUCAAGCUCCUAACGACCGACCUGGGCCACAUGGUCAUGUUUGCCAUGGCCGUCAGCGACAUCACCACGUGGAUACUGCUCGCCCUGGCCAUUGUGCUCUAG
Miscanthus lutarioriparius is the source of this 459-nucleotide messenger RNA. Lineage: Eukaryota; Viridiplantae; Streptophyta; Magnoliopsida; Poales; Poaceae. The record is from the annotation of a GenBank genome assembly.